This is a messenger RNA of Dothidotthia symphoricarpi CBS 119687, 1530 nucleotides long. RefSeq lists its product as uncharacterized. Lineage: Eukaryota; Fungi; Ascomycota; Dothideomycetes; Pleosporales; Dothidotthiaceae. The transcript has 3 exons. The record is from RefSeq and is a predicted model, not a curated record. Bases 335 to 1312 code for a protein of 325 amino acids.
UGCCAACAGUCGUAACUUAUAAACCCUAUUUUUCCCUCCCCGCAUCUUCCUCGCUUCGACCUCGUAAGAUCGAUUAAGGCCUCCCAAACCUUGUAUAAUGGCAGUCGCAAUCUGAUUCGACGAACAAAGUGCAUACGCAGGUGAGACGAGGCAGUGCUGAGAACCCCUCGUUGUACCGACCAAGAUAUAAGAGCCAUGAUGCUGUUGAACAGUACGAUACUGCUCUGUACACAAUUCUCUCGCUAUAAUUCCUACUCCCAUGGACUUUGAACUUUCAAUCGAUCUUGGCGUAUGGUCUUGGUCUCUUUGGAAGUCAAGUCGACGAAGUGCUCAAAUGGCUCCACGGCACAAUGGAAAUGAAGGAGGGUACACCAGUCCUUCCGGCUGCUUUGGUGCCUUCUCAGACACGAGCAACCGGGUCUCUUUCGCGUGCGCCGUGUUUUUCUUCCUUGCCCUACUUGGAAUCUCCGUUGCUUCUUUUUUGGUCCGCAAAAAGACUAGAGCAGGGAAGCAACUACUAGGAGGAUUCUACAUCGUCGCGGUGUUGUUCUAUCUCCUCGGAAGUGCUUCCUCCAUCGUAGUGGCCGUUCUUCUAGGAUGUACGGCGACGACCGACGAGAACUAUUAUGGAUGGGUCAUUACGGCCAGCGUUCUAGUCGGAUUUGCACGAUACCUUCUUCUAGUAGUGUUCCUUCUGACUCUAAACGACAUGUUUCGCAAGCACUUCGGGGGCAAGUCUCACAUCUUCAGGCUCAUAUGCGCAAUUCUGUUCUUGAUGGGCGUUCUUACUGUCAGCAACAUUGCCCUUCAAGGCCAAGUCCUAAAACUACAGGCGACAUAUUCCGGGAAUCGUUCCUACUCCUCGGUGGAGGUACUAGGGGAUCGUAGCAAGAGUCUCAACGUCGCGUACUGGUCCCUCUACUUUUUCAGUGUACUAGUCGCCGGCGUUCUCUCGGUAGUGUCGACGUUCUCCAUGCGAUCAAGGCGACAGCCAGGCGGUGCUUUGCUUAGUUGGGUAGUUGCGCUGACAAGCUCCAUGUUCAUCUGGACUUUGAUAGCUCUAAUCCGCAGCAUCGACUACAUACGGUUCAUGUUAACGGACUGGCGAGGCGUUGUAGCUUCAGACUUCAUCCUCGAUCUCUUCGUGGUACUUAGUUUUGUCAUUCUCAUGAUGAUCGCAAAACACAGGGCUUGGAACGGAAAGUCGACAGACACGGUGGAAUUGCACGAUCUUGCCUCCGAGCAGCCUGUAGGCAUCCCACAGGAUCACACUCAUCAAGGUACUGCGACCAAGCAACCCCCUUCUUACUGACGCUUAGCAAGUUGGUCGAGGUAACCAACAGAAGGCAUAUCGAGGCUUCCCAUUUCAGGCCUACACUCUUUUGAGUUUGAUAGUCAUCUCUUUUUGGUUUGACAGGGUGUACGUCUUUCUCGCAGUAUUUUUUCAACGGUCCGUGGGCCUUUCAGAUAUCAUAACGCGUCAUGCAGCCAUAUACUCAAAGUAAACAACUAUGAUCCAAUCCUUGCCAU